UGUUUCAAAAAGGCGAGGUGCUGGCUGAGGAACACAGACCACAGCCUGGGAUAGACAGGGGCAGCCAGUCAGCUCCUGCCUUCAGCCUCUGGUGGAUUGUCUGGGGGCUUUUUUAGAAGAAGACCUCCUGUUUGGAUUACUGUGUGUUUUUCCGGUCUUAAUUUGGUUGUUUGGUCGGAGCUGGAGUCACUGCAGUAGUCCGGGUCUGAGCUGGCUGGCUGUCAGUGGUGUUAGCUCUGUAGAGAAGACAGCCAGCUGGAAGAGGAGGAGGAGAAAGGUGUAAAUUAGUAAUAAUAGCUCGAUAGAUAGUAAACUAACUAGCCAGUCUGCUUUUUAUUUAUCUAGCUAGACAGCUAUUUCGCCUGUGUGUGGAUGGAGUACCGGCUGGACUCUCAUGGGAGCUGGAAGAGAACCUAACCGACACGCACCUUCUCCGACUUUCACCUCCAAAAGUGAGAAACUGCAGCAACUCCGAGAUUGACUCAAGUGUCACUAUGGAGUUUGGCAAACUGGCUUCGCUAUGGAUUAUGUGCUUGUGCUUCUUGGGAAAGUGUUGGACAGACAAGCUCAAUCAAGUCAGCACGGAGCAAGUACAAGUCGACAAUGAACUGUGCCGCAUCGAUGAGCCGCUGUGCCAAGAUGAAAAUGCCAUCCUCAGUUUCGAGGCCAUCCGCAACAUCCACAAGCAAAUGGAUGACGAUGCCAAUGGAAACGUGGAUGUCUCAGAGACUGAUGGGUUCCUGAGAGAAGACCUCAACUACCAUGACCCCAAAGCCAAGCAUAACAGUUUUCAUGGCGAUGAUCAGUUCAUCAGUGUGGAGGACCUGUGGAAUUCAUGGAAAUCCUCUAAGGUAUAUAACUGGACAGUGGAUGAGGUGGUGGAGUGGCUGGAAUCGUAUGUGGAGUUAUCGCAGUAUGCAGAGGCUUUCAGGAAAAUGAACUUCAGUGGAACUACUAUGCCACGCCUGGCUGUGAAGAACUCCACUUUAACAGUGACCGUGCUGAAGAUUCUGGACCGCAGUCACACUCAGAAACUUCAACUGAAGGCUCUGGACACAGUCCUGUUUGGAGCCCCUAUGAUGAACAGUCACAAUCAUUUAAAGGACUUCAUGCUGGUGGUGUCUAUUGUAAUUGGAAUGGGAGGCUGCUGGUUUGCUUUUAUUCAAAACCGUCACUCAAAAGACCACAUGAAGAAGAUGAUGAAGGACCUGGAGGGUCUGCAGAGGGCUGAGCAGAGUCUUCAUGACCUACAGCAGAAGCUGCGGAUCGCCCAGGAGGAGCACCGCACCGUGGAGGUGGAGAAGGUGAAUUUGGAGCAGAAGCUGAGGGAUGAGAUUAACUCUGCCAAACAAGAAGCCCACAGGCUCCGGGAGUUAAGAGAGGGCACAGAAAAUGAGCUCAGCCGACAGAAGUACGCAGAGGAGGAACUAGAACAGGUGCGAAUGGCCCUGAAGAAGGCUGAGAAAGAGCUGGAGUCGCGCUGCAGCUGGUCUCCUCCAGAAUCUCUGCAGAAGUGGCUGCAGCUCACACAUGAGGUGGAGGUGCAGUACUACAACAUCAAGAAGCAGAAUGCUGAGAAACAGCUGUUGGUGGCUAAAGAAGGGGCAGAGAAGAUUAAAAAGAAGAGGAAUACGCUCUUUGGGACCUUUCAUGUUGCACACAGUUCCUCACUCGAUGAUGUGGACCACAAAAUACUAGCAGCUAAGCAGGCUUUGGGAGAGGUAACCGCAGCCCUGCGGGAGCGUCUCAAUCGAUGGCAGCAGAUAGAGAUCCUGACGGGCUUUACCAUCGUUAACAACCCUGGUCUCCCUUCUCUGGCCUCAGCCUUGAACCUGGACCCAAGCUUCAUGGGGGGCCGUGCCACACCGCAGCACAUGGUCAUGUCUGAAGACAUGGACGACAUGGAUGAGGAGAUCAUGUCACAUGGAACUUUGCAAUAUGGCACUCGGUUCAUGGGCCGCCGAGCCAGUGACCUCAGGUCCGUAGUUUCGGAUCGCAAGUCGUUGCGGAAGUAUUCUGCUCCCAGUAUGCUGUCCUUGCGCCAGCGACACAUCGACCCACAGCUAGCCAUGGGCUCCCAGAGGUUGGUAGAGGGCAGCCACGCACAUGGGGGACAGCAGGGGGAGUGUAGCUCAUACCCGUCCUGGCCUAGGUCCAACCUAUGGCAGAAUCGCAGCCAAUCAUAUGGGCACUUUGAGGCGAUGGGUCUGACUCCUAUCUCCUCAUCUGUCUCGCAUCCCUCAAUCAUUUGCGCCUCUUCUUCCGCUACCCCUCCUUGCUCCUCCUCUUCCUCUUCUCCUGCGCAUCAUUCCUCUUUCUUUCACUCGCAUCAUUUCCAGCCAAUGGACCCCAUCCCAGACCUGCCCCCUGAUGCCACCCCGCCGCCGCCACGCCGCACUGGCAGCUACGGGGACCUGAAUCGCUCUGAUUCUGACUCCUCCCUUUCCGUGUCUCAAACUGGUGAGCAGCUGCGCAUGUCCUACAGCGCCAAGGCCCUCCCUAUCAAACCCACCUCUUUCCACCAUGGCCUGCACUCUCGCUCAGAAGAUUCGGCUCACGUCCAGACCCCCAAUGGGGGCAACAGAGUCCACGACGGUGGGGUUUCACCUGACGGAGGCUCAGAUAGUCCCAUUCUCAUGAAGAAAAUCUACGGCAUUGAGAAGUCUGCCAGCAUGAGCGAGAUCAUGUCCUUGUCAGAAUCUUCGCGCUCCAUGAGCCCGAACUCCACCGACCCUGACACUCCAUCACCUACAGGUCUACCUGGUAUUGCUGGGAUCAAGGCUGGGACUCGCAUCCCCCAACUCUCAACAAAGAAGAGCCCCCUGGAGGAGGACAGCGGCUCCACGGGUGAAGACACUGACUCGGUCGGCAAAAAGAAGCACACCUUCAAGAUCUUCAAAAAGCAGAAGAAGUAACGUGGGCUGCAGACUGCAUAAAAGCUGGCACAGCUUUUCCACCUUCCAUCUGUACUCCGCCGUUGUUAUGAAUGUCCUGAUUUAUUCCCAUUUUAUUUUCCACAGAUCACGUUUAUGGCACAAGUAAAGCAAAUGCCUUCCCAAGGUUUUUGUCGGUACUACUUCUCUGGAACAUUGGGAGCAGUCCUUAAUGGGGGAAGGGGUGUUUGUUUUUGUUAAUUUUUUCCUGAUUGCUUUAAUUGAUUUAGUGUUUUAUUUUUUCUUCUUUCUUUCUUCUUUGAGAGGAUUGCACUCUGCGGGUGUAAAGGACUAUUUAUUCUGCAGGAGGUGAUGCCAGCACUUUGGAUGGAUGCCCCUUUUUGGCUAGACUUCUUGUUUUCUUGUAUAAUCCAUAUCAGUUUGCAUGUCUUCACCUUCGUUUGACUAAAAUCCGAAUGCUCUUUGAUGUUUGCUUGGUUCUCGUCCCCUAAAGCUUAAACACAAAAUAUCAGAUGUUUCAUUUCUGCCAGUUCAUUUUUGUUGACGUUUAAGUUUUAAAAAAGAAAAAAAAAAACCUGAAUGGACAUUUCUAAAACAACUGUGACAUCAGUGUUCAUCAAUGGCAAGGGGAGUAGAAAAGGGCUGAACCAUACUUGUGAAACCCUCCUUGAAUCUGUUGCACUACUGCUGAAUGUUUAUUGAAUUGGUUUUGCAGAAAUCAAGAGUACAUGCUGAAACACACACAUUGACACAGAACACGCUGGUACCUCCAGGAGUUCAGGGAUUUCUGAGACGUGGAUGGAAUAAGAAGAUUUAGAAAUUCAAAGUCUUCAUCCAAUCCAGUGGAUGGGCACAUGGGGAAAACGUUAAGAAGAAUCAGGAGAAAGGUCUCUUGGGACUGAAUACUCGGACACUGGCUAUUUCCUUCUGUCAGCAUUGAUUUGCCUUCAAAAACCGAAGGAAGGUAGAACCUUAGUUGUUCUUAUUAAAAGUGAUUGUAAUAGAAUACCAGCGCAAGUAUUGUUGGGGGAAACAAAACAACAAAAUAAUUAUGUUUGAUGUGCCAAACCAAAGAUUUCAAAUUUCACGUAGUUUCGUCAUGACUGUAGUAAAUUCUGUCCCAGUAGUUCUAACCCAGGCAGAGAUGUGUAAAAGUUUACAGUAUUGGCACAAAUAUUGCUUUAAUUAAAAGGGUGAAUAUACGUAUAUACAAAGACAUAUUUUGGACCCAAGCCUCUCAGGUUAUGUUCACAUUUCCAGGCUAAAGGGACCGAUCGGAUUUGAGUCGUAGAUUUUGAGACGUUCAUUUGUGGUCGUAGAUUGGAUACCAUGUAUCUGAUUUGUGGGCAUGCACCAUGAAGAAUAUGAACGAUGGGAUCAGAUUUCAUGCAUCUUUUUGCCUGUAUGCUGGUGCUUGGUGCUGUUGUCAUCUGUCUCCCCUUCAUGUGCGCACGCAUCAUGCAGCCGUAUGGGAACAGCAGAUUACGUUUAUGAUUCCUGUUUCUGAAUAAAUAUUAAUAUUACAAAUUAUUAAUUUAUCACUUAAAGAUCACUUUGGCAGGAAGUACUAUUUUGCCACAACAUGCAUAAAUCUAAGUAUCUAAGUGUGCAUGCAUGUCAUUUUAGGGACAGAGUUUCACUCAAAUGUAAUCAAUGUAUUCUGUAAAGUUAGCCAAAUCUGAUCUGAGCAAAAAAAUCUGAACUGAUUAACGAGGCUUGUAAUGUGAACAUAGCCUUUACGUUCUCAAAGAGGCUGAUGUUGACUCUUAAUGCUGCUUUAAAGGUGUAAUAUCUGUGUUGGUCUUUAUUGCUAUCUCUACCGUCUCUAGGUCUUUAUGGGCCUUUAUCUACGGCAGCUUUAUAAUAACUGGAAGUGGUUUGGGUGCAGUACUGUGCAGAAGUUUUAGGCUAUCACAGAAAUUGUUUAAAACUAUUCAUCUGAGUGGUAAGUGUGUUCUGUAAAAUUCUAACCAUGAGACUAAAUACAAAUAAAAAGCCAUCUGAACAUGUUGGCGAAAGAUGCUGUUAAAAAUGAACAGAUCCACCAGCAGCUCCCCUGAUUUACUUAAAUGUAAAAUCUGAUUAGAUAAACUAGGAGUUGGAUUUGAACUGGAAUUACUGGGCUUCUAUUUUCAUGUGGCUCAAGGCUCUUGCACAGUUCUGUACAUUUUUUAGUUUUUGAAUGAAUUGGGAUUCCAUACUGUUGUUAAUCUGAUGAUGAAGUUAAAGCCUAUGUCAAGAUGAGGAGUUUGUACUGCAUUACCGUGUAUUAUUGAAAAAAGACUGGGACCAUUCUGGCCUCUCUGAAUCUGAUUUGAUUGGACACUGGAAGAAUAAUAAAAAAGACAAGCUCACUGUUCAACACUGAUUAAAUAACGAGGAGAUCUCAGAUGAUUUCUGAUUCGACUCUGAGGGUUGGCACUAUGCAUUCUUCCUGCAGUUUCCCGUGUUUUAACAACUGUUCUGUUCACCUGCGGGACUAGUUUGGUUCUGGGCUUACCAAAGCAGCACUGCACGAGACACCAACUCCUCUGAUGUGGACUCAUUUCCUAAAUGUAGAAGAAGGUAUGGGUGUUAAAAAUCCCAACUGUUUCAACUGGUCAGUCUAAAACAGGUUUGCGCUGUUGGUCCAACUUUUGUCAUUUGUACAUCCUUUUGCACGAAGAUGCUGUAAAUGAUCUUUGCUGUCGGUGUGUAAGUGUGUGUGUGUGAGUGCGAGUGUGUCUUAGCUGUCUGGUGUCAGUGAACUGCACUCCUCCAUUGCGUUGAUGCAUGUUACCCUGCUGCAAUACCAGUUGGCAGAUUCGGGGAGCGUUUUGGACUCUCUGUCUCACCCCAGAUAUUUCCUACUUACGCCUCUCUUUGAGCUUCUAUUUAUGAUGAUCUACAUUUGUACAGAAAGAAAUGGGCAAAAAUUUAUUUUGCAUCAUCUGUAGUGUUUAAGACUGUAGUCUGAGUCUUCAAAAUUUUAUGGCACUCCUGCAUGAAAGCAAUAAACAGUUUUAAAGAAAAGAGUAAA
Messenger RNA from Astyanax mexicanus (Mexican tetra), 5913 nucleotides. RefSeq names its product stromal interaction molecule 1a (gene stim1a). Gene Ontology annotation, molecular function: calcium channel regulator activity; protein binding; calcium ion binding. Bases 495 to 2915 code for a protein of 806 amino acids. NCBI's taxonomy places the organism in Eukaryota, Metazoa, Chordata, Actinopteri, Characiformes, Acestrorhamphidae. Gene Ontology annotation, biological process: activation of store-operated calcium channel activity; store-operated calcium entry; intracellular calcium ion homeostasis. The transcript has 14 exons. The record is from RefSeq and is a predicted model, not a curated record. Gene Ontology annotation, cellular component: plasma membrane; endoplasmic reticulum.